Molecule: messenger RNA, 945 nt
Organism: Fonsecaea nubica
Lineage: Eukaryota; Fungi; Ascomycota; Eurotiomycetes; Chaetothyriales; Herpotrichiellaceae
Exons: 1
Coding region: 1-945 (314 amino acids)
Biological process (GO): gluconeogenesis; glyceraldehyde-3-phosphate biosynthetic process; glycolytic process
Cellular component (GO): cytosol
Molecular function (GO): triose-phosphate isomerase activity
Source: RefSeq, a predicted model, not a curated record
AUGUCUACAUCACCGACAUACCCUCGCCUCCCCUCCAAAUUGAUCCUCACAUCCACAAAGGCCUACUUCUCCCCCUCCCGCACCGUCGCGUACCUGGCCUCCCUGCUCGACCCAGCCAACAACAUCCUCCCGCUCCUCGAGCGGCACAGCGCCGACGUGCUCUUCGUUCUCAUCCCGGACUUUCUCACCAUCUACCCGUGCGCACAGACUCUGAGCGCACAGUUCUCCUCCGCUGCUGAUCCUGGCGGGAGAGAUGUUGCCUCCAGACCUCCUUUCCUACCAGAGGACAAAGACCUAGACACGUCGUCGUGGCCCAUCGCCCUCGGCGCGCAAAACGUCUACCCGUCCACCACCUACGGCGCCUUCACGGGCGAGAUCGUCGUCCCAGGUAUCAAGCAGCUGGGCUGCUCCGUCGUCGAGCUCAACCACGCCGAGCGCCGGCGGUACCUGGGCGAGGACGACGCCACCGCGGCGGCAAAGGCUGCCGCCGUCAGCGCCGCCCACAUGGUGCCCCUGGUCUGUAUCGGCGAGCUGGACAAGCCCGACCUCCGCGGCCCGCUGAGCCAGUCCGUCGGCGUCGCCAUGGCCCAGCUGCGCCCGCAGAUCCAGUCCGUCUUGACCGCCGUCCCGCACCACGCCCCCGUCAUUUUCGCCUACGAGCCCGUCUGGGCCAUUGGCGCCGCCGAGCCCGCCGGCGUCGAGUACGUCGGUCCGGUGGUCCAGGCGAUCCGGGAGCUCGCGAGGCAGAUCGUGCCGCAGCGAACGGCCGAGGUCAAGGUCGUUUAUGGGGGCAGCGCGGGCCCAGGGCUUUGGAGUGGGAAGACCAAUGGAGGGGACGGGCUGGGCAAAUGGGUCGACGGCUUGUUUCUGGGGAGGUUUGCCCAUGACAUCUCGGGUGUCCGAGGAGUCGUGGAAGAAGUCGUCGACAGUCUGGAAACGAGGUGA